Molecule: messenger RNA, 2709 nt
Organism: Coprinopsis cinerea okayama7#130
Lineage: Eukaryota; Fungi; Basidiomycota; Agaricomycetes; Agaricales; Psathyrellaceae
Exons: 16
Coding region: 1-2709 (902 amino acids)
Biological process (GO): DNA-templated transcription; regulation of DNA-templated transcription
Cellular component (GO): nucleus
Molecular function (GO): zinc ion binding; transcription cis-regulatory region binding; DNA-binding transcription factor activity, RNA polymerase II-specific
Source: RefSeq, a predicted model, not a curated record
AUGGACGCUGCCAGCCCCUCCAGCCCCGUCGUCAAGAAAGACAACGACGACAGCAACAACAAGGACGAAAAACGCGAUGUCAAGCCCGUCGUCAAAACCCUCAAUCGCGUUCCCCGUGCUUGCAAUGCUUGCAGGAAACAGAAGAUGAGGUGCGAGGGCGCGGAGAAUCCUCCGUGUCGUCGUUGCCGAAAUACCGGUCUCGAGUGUCUGUUUGAGAAACCUUCUCGCGAAGCCAGUCUUACCGGCGAAGCAGGCUUGGAGCGGAUGCGGGCACUUGAAGCUCAGGUCGCCGAGAUCAAACAAACUCAGCAGACGAUAUGUGCCACGCUGCAGGAUAUCCUAGGUUAUGUUCGUGCAACAGCACACUCUUCUCGGUCACCUUCUGCCUACCCCCAAAACUAUCAUCACUCCCCCCCCAACAUGAGCUCACCGUCGAUGUCAACACCCACCGCAAGCCAUCAGCACGUUAACGAGAUCCAUCAUCCAUCACCCCCUGGCGGUCUCAAUGGGCCUGCAUCGCACCCGAUCGUACAUCCUGCACGACCCACUGCUCGUGCUUCUAUGCCAAAUAUAUACCCCUCGUCAAACCAGGUGCCACCCACGGCAGAUUUACCGCGGCCUCAUGCCUCUCAGCCGCCCUUCUCGAACUUCAAUCAGCCUGCGGCCCCGGCUCCUGGUCAGCCGUAUUCGGGGAACCAGCAGGCGUCGAACACUGUGUUACCACCGUUCUCUAGCAUCAGUAUGCCCCCACCAUCAUCUGGGGCCAAUGUUUCCUCGUUAAGGUACCACCAACCCUCCGAUCAUAAAACAGGGCACCGAUAUCCUCACCCGUCUCAUCCCGGGAACAGCAAACGCCACGCUCCUCCGUCCACGGUUACCAGCGCGGAUUCUUCGGAUGUUGAAGACGACGACGAUGGGGGCCUUCCUGCUUAUGGCCUCGUUGCUCCGUGGGAAGUGCUCCGGGGCCUGGCCGAUGUCGCAAUUGAACGCGCGGCCAAGGAGAGUGGCGAAUCUAGUGAACCGCAUAGCCGCACGAGAAGCCCUUCCCCUGACAGGUCUCGGCCCCAAAAGCGCCGGAAACUGCGUCACCUUCCUGCCCCCACUUUCCACGACGUCGUCACCAAAAGUAUUUUGCCCGAGGAUGAAGCUCGAGAGCUGUUCAAGAUCUUCUAUGAUGGUUGCUCGACAUUCCUGCCUGUUUUCGACGUCAAUAUGGACACGUACGAAUCUCUGCACGAACGUUCUCCAUUUGCAGUAGAUGCUAUCUGCAUGGUCGCUGCUCGCGUCAGGGACGGCGGAGGCCAAGCAAGUGAAGUUCAUUUGAAGCUCUUAGAGGAAGUUCAAAAUAUCGCUCGAGCAAGUCUCUUCGCCCCAGUGCUUCGUAUGGAAGCUGUUCAAGCCAUGAUUCUGGUAUCCGGAUGGUCGGACAAUGGCUGGUUGAGCGGUGGACAUGCCGUUCGUAUGGCUAUGGAAUUGUCAAUGCACAAAGCUUGGCCUCGUUUGCAUAAGAGAAUCAACCAGGGGAAGACGAGUCGAGAGGACGAUAAGGACCUCGUCAUCAUGUCAAGAAUUUGGUUCUGUCUCUAUCUUUUCGAGCAUCAGCUUUCAUAUGGAACUGGUCGACCUGCAAUCAUGAAAGACGAUGAAAGCAUCAGAGAUUGUCGAAAGCUACUUAACCACCCUCUUGCCAUCGAUGACGACAUGCGCCUCGUAUCCACGGUCGAACUUAUCAAGAUCCGCGAACGAGUCCAUGAAGCCAUGUCCCCCCUAGAAGGACCUGUCAAGCUUGAUCAUUUCGACAUCCUGCGCAAUGCUGAUCGUGAAUUCGAGCAAUGGUACAGUACCUGGGAUAGUGCCUUUUCUCAGAAAUGGCCUGGCGCAGCUUUCUACCGUCAAAGUCUUCAAAUCCAGCAGCUCCAUGCUCAGCUGUUCCACAAUGCGACUGCCUUGCGAGGUAUCAAUGGGCCGGAAGAUGUCCAAAAGAUACACCCAGCGCAGAAAGAUCUUGCCAUCAGGUCCAUUGCUAUUGCUCAGAGAGGCCUUGAUAUCACUGUGAACUCCCCAUCGUAUCGAGAAGGAAUGAAAUAUGCUGUCCACUAUACUCAUGCAACGGCCACCUUUGCCGCGUCAUUCCUGCUGCGGCUAGCUCGCCUGUUCCCCUCGGACUGCAACAUUGUGUCCAUCCGAGAACAGGUCGAUCAACUUGCUACCCUAAUGUCUGCCAUCCCUGGCAAGCGCUAUGCUUUAACCUUGCAGUUGAUGCUGAAACGGUCCAGAAAGCGAAAGCCUGGAUCCACGUCCCGCUCCCCUAAUGGCUCCCGGGAGCCUCAACGCAGCUUGUCUAUGGUCAUCGAUCAUCAGCCCAACAACCUGCCUCCAUCUGCGAUGAUGCCGCCACCUCAACAUCCUCGCAGUAGCGAUACUUUCUCGCCGACCUAUGAACCCCCUUUCGCCGGUGCUAGCCACUCUGUGACCAAUCAACACGUUCCUGUCGUAGCUCAUCCCCAGCAUCCUCAGCGCCAUCCUGCACCUGGCCAUCCUCCGCCCGAUGCAGAUCAGAUAUGGCAAGGGUUUGAAAUGACCGCGCAAGAACAACUACCCGUCUGGAUUUCAGACCAGAGCUUAGGCGGCAAUUCGUUCUCUCAGCAUGGAAUGGAUGCAUUCUUGCUUCCUACCAAUUAUCUUCCACCAGCUCCGCAAAUCUGGUAA